Molecule: messenger RNA, 1734 nt
Organism: Capronia coronata CBS 617.96
Lineage: Eukaryota; Fungi; Ascomycota; Eurotiomycetes; Chaetothyriales; Herpotrichiellaceae
Exons: 4
Coding region: 1-1734 (577 amino acids)
Biological process (GO): transmembrane transport
Molecular function (GO): transmembrane transporter activity
Source: RefSeq, a predicted model, not a curated record
AUGUCGCAAACAAGUCUGACCAGCAUCGAACUGCAGCCACGAAUUGCCAUAAAUGGCUGGAUGGAUUCUCGACCAAGCUCUCACGGCCCAGGGCUAAAUCCAGACGUGGAGGGGCCGCCAACCACCUCAGAACCCACGAAUCAGUUUGUCAUAUCGUCGCCGUCGUCGUCUCGCAUCCAACCAUUGCCCCCUGCACCCCCUCCACCUCCUCCACGGGAUAUACAUGGCAUCAAGUGGGCGUUUGCUGUGACCGCCAUAUUAUCAAGUGUGUUCUUGUUCGCGUUGGACCAGACAAUUGUCGCCGACGUUCAGCCCAACAUCGUUGCCGAGUUCGGUUCGAUCAACAAACUGCCGUGGCUAUCGGUGUCCUUUCUGCUGGGAAAUGCAAGCACGAACUUGUUCUGGGGACGAAUUUAUGGUCAAUUCAAUCCAAAAUGGAUCUAUGUGCUCUGCGUCGUCAUCUUCGAGAUUGGGUCGACCGUAUGCGGGGCGGCACCGAGUAUGGAUGCACUCAUUAUCGGACGUGCUCUGGCCGGCGUUGGCGGCGGAGGGAUGUACUUAGGGGUGAUGAUGAUGCUCUCCCUGUUCACGACACCGUUGGAGCGAGCAAAGUACAUUGGAAUCAUCGGCGUGGUGUUCGGGUUUGGCACAGUUCUAGGACCUGUCAUCGGUGGAGCCUUUGCCGACAAUGCAUCUGCAACCUGGCGAUGGGCUUUUUAUAUCAACCUUUGUAUUGGAGGCGCCUUUUCUCCCGCGUAUUUCCUGUUGCUUCCGUCCCGGGAUCUCCGUCCGGGGGUGAAGUUCUGGGACAGGAUACAGGCUGUUGACUGGAUAGGAAAUACUCUCGUCAUCGGGUUCUACAUCGCCGGACUCAUGGCCAUCUCCUUCGGCGGCACGACAUUUGCAUGGAACAGCGCUCGAGAUAUAGCUCUAUUCUGCACCUCGGGCGUUCUGUUGAUUGUGCUAGGCAUUCAACAAGGUUGCUCAAAGCGGCAGAACAGGAUGUUUCCGGUUCAUUUCCUGAAGAGCCGAGGCCUCUUGAUCCAGUUCUUGGUGGGAGCUUCUGCAGGGACGUCGUCGUUUGUGACGAUUUACUUCAUUCCGCUAUACUUCCAGUUCGUGCAACACAGCAGCUCUCUUCUUGCAGGUGUACGCCUACUACCCUUCAUCGGCUCGCUGGCGAUAUUUACCAUGCUGAACGGUCAUCUCAUGGCCCGAUCGGGAUACAGCAUGCCAUGGUACGCCACCGGUUCUGCCCUCGUGAUUGCGGCCAACAGCAUGCUCUACACGAUCGAUUUGUCCACGUCAAACGGAUUCAUCUACGGAGCGAUGGUCCUCAACGGAAUCGGCACGGGUAUGUUUCUCAACGCCCCUUUUGCCGUUGCACAGUGGAUUGCUCCACGCGAGGAGAUGGCCAGCGCCGUUGCAUUCAUCAUGUGUGCUCGAUGUGGAGGACUUGCCAUUGCGCUGUCCAUUGCAAACGCCAUCUUUCUGAACUUGACCGAAAACAAGAUCCGCCACCUGUUUCCUGCUUUCAACAACGCACAGGUACAGAGUCUGACCUCGGGCGUGGGGAGCGGUCUAUUGGCAACACUCAGUUCUGCUCAGCAACAGCAAGUCCUCGCCGCUAUUGUGAGCGCCAUCAGUCGUGUUUUUAUCACGUCAAUUGCCUCGGGCUGCUUUUGUCUCUGCCUUUCGCUUGCUAUGGAUCGCAAGAAGAUCAAGAUUGGUUAG